AUGGUGCCUAAUACUCACCUUCUGUUCCUGGUUCUACUCAACUCUAUGGUGAUUUCCUCUCUGGCAGAAAGCUUGCCAAGUUUUGUCAAAUCCCCAGAGGACCAGACAGGAGUUUCAGGCGGAGUGGCAUCGUUUGUGUGCCAGGCCACCGGGGAACCCAAACCCCGAAUUACCUGGAUGAAGAAUGGCAAGACAAUCAGCAAUCGACGCACAGAGAUGAUUGAGUUUGAUGAUGGUUCGGGCUCCGUACUGCGGAUCGAGCUACUGCGCACAGACAGAGACGGAGCCAUUUAUAAGUGCACAGCCACCAACAGUGCUGGCGAGAUCAACACCAGUGCCAAGCUUACAGUGCAUGAAGAGAACCAGAUCCCCCAUGGCUUCCCCAUCAUAGACAUGGGUCCCCAGCUGAAGGUGGUUGAACGGACCAGAACUGCCACCAUGCUGUGUGCUGCCAGUGGAAAUCCAGACCCAGAGAUCUCCUGGUUCAAGGACAUGCUUCCCGUGGACAUCAGCAGCAGCAACGGGCGCAUUAAACAGCUUCGCUCAGGAGCCCUACUAAUUGAGAACAGCGAGGAAUCAGACCAGGGGAAAUAUGAAUGUGUUGCCAUGAACAGUGCUGGGACCCGUUACUCCGCCCCUGCCAAUCUCUACGUACGAGCGCGAAGAGUCCCACCCAGAUUCUCCAUUCCACCCACCAACCAAGAGGUGAUACUAGGCGGCAGCGUCAACCUGACAUGUGUGGCGGUGGGCUCGCCCAUGCCUUACGUCAAGUGGAUGAAUGGCGGGGUGGACCUGACCAAGGAAGAAGAGAUGCCAAUUGGACGCAACGUGCUGGAGGUCACCAACAUCCAGGAGUCAGCCAACUACACCUGCGUGGCCAUAUCCCCUCUGGGCAUGAUCGAAGCCACAGCCCAGGUCACUGUCAAAGGCUUGCCAAGUUUUGUCAAAUCCCCAGAGGACCAGACAGGAUUCUCAGGCGGAGUUGCGUCGUUUGUGUGCCAGGCCGCCGGGGAGCCCAAACCCCGAAUUACCUGGAUGAAGAAUGGCGAGAAAGUCAGCUCUCAACACUUUGAGGUGAUUGAGUUUGAUGAUGGUUCGGGCUCUGUACUGCGGAUCGAGCCACUGCGCACAGACAGAGACGGAGCCAUUUAUGAGUGCACAGCCACCAACAGUGCUGGCGAGAUCAGCACCAGUGCCAAGCUUACAGUGCUUGAAGAGAACCAGAUCCCCCAUGGCUUCCCCGUCAUAGACAUGGGUCCCCAGCUGAAGGUGGUUGAACGGACCAGAACUGCCACCAUGCUGUGUGCUGCCAGUGGAAAUCCAGACCCAGAGAUCUCCUGGUUCAAGGACAUGCUUCCCGUGGACAUCAGCAGCAGCAACGGGCGCAUUAAACAGCUUCGCUCAGGAGCCCUACAAAUUGAGAACAGCGAGGAAUCAGACCAGGGGAAAUAUGAAUGUGUUGCCAUGAACAGUGCUGGGACCUGUUACUCCGCCCCUGCCAAUCUCUACGUACGAGUGCAAAGAGUUCCACCCAGAUUCUCCAUUCCACCCACUAACCAAGAGGUGAUACUAGGCGGCAGCGUCAGCCUGACAUGUGUGGCGGUGGGCUCGCCCAUGCCUCAUGUCAAGUGGAUGAAUGGCGGGGUGGACCUGACCAAGGAAGACGAGAUGCCAGUGGGACGCAACGUGCUGGAGGUCACCAACAUCCAGGAGUCAGCCAACUACACCUGCGUGGCCAUAUCCUCUCUGGGCAUGAUCGAAGCCACAGCCCAGGUCACUGUCAAAGGUGAGAGCUUAUGA
Molecule: messenger RNA, 1800 nt
Organism: Scomber japonicus (chub mackerel)
Lineage: Eukaryota; Metazoa; Chordata; Actinopteri; Scombriformes; Scombridae
Product: receptor-type tyrosine-protein phosphatase F-like
Exons: 11
Coding region: 1-1800 (599 amino acids)
Source: RefSeq, a predicted model, not a curated record